Molecule: messenger RNA, 810 nt
Organism: Ostrea edulis (European flat oyster)
Lineage: Eukaryota; Metazoa; Mollusca; Bivalvia; Ostreida; Ostreidae
Product: multiple epidermal growth factor-like domains protein 10
Exons: 5
Coding region: 1-810 (269 amino acids)
Source: RefSeq, a predicted model, not a curated record
AUGGCGGGAGAAAUCAUGAAUUCUAUUCAACUCUACUACGUAUUCGUAUAUUUCCAUACAGCAACAUCACUACUUACAACCACAAGUCCAGAAACAUCGACAUAUACAGUUUCUGCACCGGCUCAGCAGUCAUCAACUAAUGGUUCUUUUGCUGCCAAUCUUGGUUGUGAUGACGACAUGGAGACCUUCUCUCUAACCAAUGAUGGAGUUAAUCAGUCCUGGUCUCUUGAAUUAGACAAUAUUUAUACGAUUAAUUGGAUCUUUCUUUCCGUUGGUGCUGUAUGUCCGGCAGGUCGCUAUGGACCAAACUGCGCUAAAUGCAGGAAGGAGUGUGUGUCCUGUAGUCCUAUAACAGGUGUCUGUAACCAAUGUCAUGGACCGUUCUGUGGUGACUUCUGUCAGCACCAAUGUCCAGCAAACUGUCUCAACGCUACGUGUGACCAGACAUCAGGGACAUGUGAGAGCUUUAUAGAGGGUUACUAUGGAAUGAAGUGUGAUCAUGAAAUCACUACACCUUCAACAUUAAAUGAACUUCAUUCUGGAUUUACCCCAAAAGUCUUUGGAUCACCUUGUGUCACGUGUAACCAUGACAUUCAUGUGUGUAUGUACUGUGCAGCGCAUCAGCAUUUACACACAAUGACAUGUCAAUACAGAUGUAGCGAGAUUUGCUCUAGUGACGAUUGUUUUGGAAUGGAAAAUAACUGUACCAGCGGCAUUACGAAGAAAAACCAAUUCCACAUUGAUAAGUACAGAAGACUGGAGUCAAAUUCGUCUAAGGAUCAGUGCUAUCUUCAGGUAGAUGAUCCUUAA